AUGAAGCUCCUCACAGCCCUCCUCCUAGGAGUGGCCUCACAGUCUCUGGCAUACAACAUUCAUGGCAGCUGUGACUGCGGAAACCACCGAAUGGAUAUUAGGCAAGCAAUGGAAGAAGCAAAGUCUGUAUUGCAAUGGUCAAGUCAAACAGGAACAGCCUGUGCGAUGUGGGAGCGAAUGCACGAAACAGGCGAUGAGCCGACUUCGAUGUAUGAAACUUGCAAAGAUCAAGGUCGACGCAGUAUUUUGGAUGACUUUUUUGGAGAUCAUGGUGCUACAGCGUAUGAGGCUAUUGUCAAUGCUCUCGGUCCAGCAGCAAAGGUUCCAGGUGACUAUUCUGAAUCAGUGGAUAGGCUUACUGUUGUCUGUGGUGAUGGGCAUCUGAACAAGAUCACUACAGGUGUCUACAGAGACCGGGAUCGUGGAUAUGCAGAUGUGCGAUUCAAUCCUGCACCUGGGCCAAACCAGACGCCUUGCGAUGUGGUUCAUGCUAUUGCAUACCACACUAAUGAUGGGAAUGUGGUUAUGCUUUGUAACAAACCAUCGACUGGUGUGAACCAGCAGGCAACAUUCAGUCAACUGAACACGAGAGAUGUCCGCGGCAAAAAUGUCGAUCUGCUGUCCAAGACUAUUAGUGCGGUCUUCACGCAUGAGCUGAUUCAUGCUGGCAAUUUCGAUCAGUUCCCGAGAGAUUUGGGUGGCGGCCAGGCGGAGGUAUACAACUAUGCAGGUUGCAAAAGUCUGGUGAACGAAGACACCAAGUGGAAAAACUGUGAUACAUUCGCUAUCAUUGCACGCUUGUUUUACCUGAACAACUACUACUCUGCCGAUGGACUGCUCAAAGCACUGCCAAACAAGUAUCGUCCAACAAAUCCCAAUGAACCCCCGACGGUACCACGCUAG
Messenger RNA from Penicillium antarcticum, 903 nucleotides. RefSeq lists its product as uncharacterized. The record is from RefSeq and is a predicted model, not a curated record. Gene Ontology annotation, molecular function: metallopeptidase activity. Lineage: Eukaryota; Fungi; Ascomycota; Eurotiomycetes; Eurotiales; Aspergillaceae. The transcript has 4 exons. The coding region runs from base 1 to 903 and encodes 300 amino acids.